Marmota flaviventris (yellow-bellied marmot) is the source of this 4751-nucleotide messenger RNA. NCBI's taxonomy places the organism in Eukaryota, Metazoa, Chordata, Mammalia, Rodentia, Sciuridae. The record is from RefSeq and is a predicted model, not a curated record.
GCUGCAGCAUCGGAGGCGAGAGCGACGCCGGGAGUUGCUGCAGCGGAGGCGGAGGCUUCUCCAGGACGCGUCCGGACUGCGCAGCCGGAGCCCCAGUACGGAGGCGCCGGGCGGUGCACUCGGUGCUGCUGCUAUCGCCGCUCUCCCGCAGCCACCAGGUCCCCCGCUGCCACCAGGGCCCCGGCUGCCUUCAGCGCCUCCGUCGACCCCGCCGUCGUGUGCACCCCAGCCGGGACGCCGCCCUCGGCCGGGUCUCCACUUUUCAGCCGCACCUUCCAUGACAGCGCCCGCGCGAAGAUGGCUGCGAAGGGCGCGCACGGCACCCACCUGAAGGUGGAGAGCGAACUGGACCGCUGCCGCGCUGAGGGCCACUGGGACCGCAUGCCUGAGCUGGUCCGGCAGCUGCAGACGCUGGGCAUGCCUGGCGGCAGCGGAACCAACCGACGAUCCAGCCCGAGCUCCAGGAUCGGCUCCCUGGACACGGAUGACUUUGGGAAAUUGCUGCUGGCAGAGGCCCUCCUGGAGCAAUGUUUGAAGGAUAAUCACACCAAAAUAAAAGACUCCAUCCCUUUGUUAGAAAAGACUGAUAGCAGAAUGAAUGAAGCCAAAGAUUACCUGAGCAGCAUCCUUAACUACGGGAAGCUGCCGCCACAGUACAUGAGUGAGGCCAUGCUGAUCCUGGGCAAGCUGCAUUAUGUGGAGGGCUCCUACCGAGAUGCCAUCAGCAUGUAUGCUCGGGCUGGGAUCGAUGAUAUGUCCGUGGAGAACAAGCCCCUGUAUCAGAUGCGACUGCUGUCGGAGGCAUUUGUCAUCAAAGGCCUCUCCCUGGAACGCCUGCCCAACUCCAUCGCCUCCCACUACCGCCUGACCGAGCGGGAGGAGGAAGUGGUCGCCUGUUUCGAGAGGGCCUCCCGGGUGGCUCAGGUGUUCCUGCAGGAACUGGAGAAGACCACAAACAACAGCACGUCACGGCAUCUGAAAGGCUCUCACCCGGUUGACUAUGAGCUCACCUACUUUCUGGAAGCUGCCCUCCAGAGCGCCUAUGUGAAAAACCUGAAGAAGGGGAACAUCGUGAAGGGCAUGAGGGAACUCCGGGAGGUUCUGCGGACUGUGGAGACCAAAGCAACGCAGAACUUCAAAGUGAUGGCGGCCAAGCACCUGGCGGGGGUCUUGCUGCACUCCCUGAGUGAGGAGUGCUACUGGAGCCCCCUGUCCCACCCUCUGCCUGAGUUCAUGAGCAAGGAGGAGAAUUCCUUCGUCACACAGACCCUGCGGAAACCUCACCUCUAUGAAGGGGACAACCUCUACUGCCCCAAGGAUAACAUCGAGGAGGCCCUCCUGUUGCUGCUCAUCAGUGAGUCCAUGGCAACUCGGGACGUGGUGCUGAGCCGGGCCCCUGAGCAGGCAGAGGACCGGUUGGUGAGCCUACGGAAUGCUGCGGCCAUCUAUGACCUCCUGAGCAUCACGCUGGGCAGGAGGGGGCAGUACGACAUGCUCUCUGAGUGCCUGGAACGAGCCAUGAAGUUUGCGUUUGGAGAAUUUCACCUUUGGUACCAAGUGGCCCUCUCCAUGGUGGCUUGUGGGAAGUCAGCCUACGCUGUGUCCCUGCUACGAGAGUGUAUGAAGCUGCGGCCCUCGGACCCCACUGUGCCCCUGAUGGCUGCCAAGGUCUGCAUCGGGCCCCUUCACUGGCUGGAGGAGGCCGAGCACUUUGCCAAGGUGGUGGUCAGCCUCGGUGAGGAAGCUGGGGAUUUCCUCCCCAAGGGCUACCUGGCCCUGGGUCUCACCUACAGCCUGCAGGCCACUGACGCCACCCUGAAGUCCAAAAAAGAUGAAUUGCACCGGAAGGCACUGCAGACGCUGGAGAGAGCCCUGGAGCUGGCACCUAGUGACCCCCAGGUCAUCCUUUAUGUCUCCCUGCAGCUGGCCCUCGUCCGACAGAUCUCUAGUGCCAUGGAGCAGCUGCAGGAGGCGCUGCUGGUGUGCAGGGACGAUGCCAACGCACUCCACCUGCUGGCACUGCUCUUCUCCGCCCAGAAGCACCACCAGCAUGCCCUGGAUGUCAUCAACAUGGCCAUCACCGAGUACCCUGAGAACUUCAACCUGAUGUUCACCAAGGUAAAGCUGGAGCAGGUACUAAAAGGCCCAGAGGAAGCCCUGGUGACCUGCAGACAAAUGCUGCAGCUAUGGCAGACACUAUACAGCUUCUCCCAGCUGGGGUCCUGCCCUCCCUUGCUUUCCAGAGGCCUGGAAAAGGAUGGCAGCUUAGGUGAGGGCCACACGAUAAAGAAGCAGAGUGGCAUGCACCUGACCCUGCCCGAUGCCCACGAUGCAGAUUCUGGCUCUCGGCGGGCAUCAUCCAUUGCAGCCUCGAGGCUUGAGGAGGCCAUGUCAGAGCUGACCAUGUCCACCUCGGUCCUGAAGCAGGGUCCCAUGCGGCUGUGGACCACGCUGGAACAGAUCUGGCUCCAGGCUGCCGAGCUGUUCAUGGAGCAGAGACACCUCAAGGAAGCAGGUUUUUGCAUCCAGGAGGCAGCUGGCCUCUUUCCCACCUCGCACUCGGUGCUCUACAUGCGGGGUCGCCUGGCCGAGGCAAAGGGCGACCUGGAGGAGGCCAAGCAGCUGUACCAAGAGGCGCUCACGGUGAACCCCGAUGGCGUGGACAUCAUGCACAGCCUGGGUCUGAUGCUGAGUCGGCUGGGCCACAAGAGCCUGGCCCAGAAGGUACUGCGGGACGCUGUGGAGAGGCAGAGCACCUGCCACGAGGCGUGGCAGGGCCUGGGCGAGGUGCUGCAGGCCCAGGGCCAGAACGAGGCUGCCGUCGACUGCUUCCUCACCGCCCUGGAGUUGGAGGCCAGCAGCCCCGUGUUGCCCUUCUCCAUCAUCCCCAGGGAACUCUGAGCGGCACUGCAGCAGCGGGGGACUGCCAGCACAGGCCCAGGGAGGCGGGGGCAGGCAGGGACAGGCAGGGAGCUGGGGUCAAGGAGGGAUGCUGGCAUUCAAGUGUGGGGCUUAGGGAAUACAUCGCUAGUGAACAUUUCCGCAGGCUGCAGCCCCAGUUCUGGCCCACGCCUCCCCGCUCCCCUCCGGGGCCAGCUGGGGCUGGAGCCAGGUGGACAGGAUUUGCAUUGGAAGCAAAUCCCUUGCUCCCUGGGACUCAGACAUGUUAUGAGCAGGGAGCUGGGUGGCAUCUCCACAAGGCCCCUCCCUCUGUGCCUGUGCAUCAUCUGAAGAUGCCCGAAGGGUGUCAAGCCCCCAUCCUUAGAAAUUCCUGACAGCUGUACUUUUUGACUUUGGACAAACUUUAGUCUCAAGCCUCUGCACCACCAGAGAGGAGCCCCCAGAGCUGCCUCUGGCUGGGCCAGGCUGUCCUGGAUUCCUUUCUCAGUGCCUUGGGAGACAGACUGGCUUGAACUUUAAGUGACUUUGCAGAGUGUGGUGACCUGACAACACAGAGUGGGGAGCCUCACAGCUGUGCCUUACCCCUACCCAUGCCUCUGCCUUGGGGUCUGGGGUCCCCACUCACUGAAUCUUGCUCCCCCUGUCUCAGGACAGGGCAGGUUUCUGGGUGGCUCAGGCCUUGCCCUGGUAGUCCCAGCUUGACUCUGCGGGCUGGGUGAGCACGACAGCACUUCUGGGUUCCUCUCUCAGAUGUUAGCAGAGGAUGCCUGGCAUUGUCCUUCUUUGUCCAAGGGGAUCAAAUGGGCCCUUCGUGCUCUUCCUCUCUGCCACCAAGUGCCUUUGGGCCUCUGGUGUAUGGACCUGAACAGCCGCCCUAACUAACCCUUACAUUUCUACCCAUCUCUCUGGAAACGUGCCCUAGCCUAAGUGGCCCCUAGAGCGGACCUUAGGGACAAAAAUAUGGCUCUGGACCCAGCUGUUUCUAAUACCCUGAGUCAACACAUUCCUGCAAGCCUUUCCCUGGGAUGCAGGUCCCUCCAGGGCUACUAAUACAGAGGGGGACAGCCUCUAGGACUGUCUCCAGUAUGCCUCAUCACCUAUAGCCCUCGGGCUUUCUUGGGUGACCCAAACCCCACCCUGGGACUCCAGGUGCUAUGGUUGGAGAUGGAGGAGACCAAGCCUGCCCCUCCUUUCCAUGAUGAAGCAGGCCUCCAUGUCCAGGACACACCCUGUCUGCAGGGUCGGGAGUUGCUGGGCAGAUGUCUCCUCCCUGUUGGCUCCGUGGUCUGCUGCUUCCACCCUCAGAACCCUUCCCCAGGAAGUCAUUCCCAGGGCCGGGGCAGGCAGAGUUCCUCCCUGAUCUGCCACAGGUUCCAGUAGUAAUUGUCCCCUGGGCACAGCUCCCAUUUUGAGAUUCAUGGGAAGGUUGGUGGGGGCCACCCUGGUGUGUCAUAGCUGCAACUUUCCCCAAGGGGGACAGCUCAGCACUGCAGAGAGUGGGGGCCUCCUGGUCACCUGCACCAGACCAAGGGGCACCUCAAAGGACACGUGAUCCUUUGCCUCUUGGUUGAAGGAUCUCUCUGUAUGUGUAUGUAUGUAUGUAUAUAAAUAUAGAUAGAUAUAUAUAUAUAAUAGAGAUCUAUUUUUUUCUGGAAUUCUAUUAGAAAAAAAUAAGCAAAUGCCACUGAUGUGCCUUGGGGUGUGCAAGGAUAUUGGUAGUCACCUUUUGGUAGUAGGAAAUGGCAUCAAAUGCAUUCUGACCAGCGUGCCCUCUCUGGAAGCCACGGAGAGCUGGGCCAAGUUGCUGACAGUGACUUUGGAAAUUGAAUAAAGAGACUCUUGAAGGGGAA